Messenger RNA from Plasmopara halstedii, 1428 nucleotides. Its product is annotated as trna-dihydrouridine synthase. The record is from RefSeq and is a predicted model, not a curated record. Lineage: Eukaryota; Oomycota; Peronosporomycetes; Peronosporales; Peronosporaceae. Gene Ontology annotation, biological process: tRNA dihydrouridine synthesis. The transcript has 6 exons. Gene Ontology annotation, cellular component: cytoplasm. Gene Ontology annotation, molecular function: zinc ion binding; nucleic acid binding; tRNA dihydrouridine synthase activity. The coding region runs from base 1 to 1428 and encodes 475 amino acids.
AUGUCAGAGCUUUAUGAAAACAAAGUAUGCCUAUCGCCGAUGGUCCGCUCGGGAACUUUACCGUUGCGACUGCUGUCGCUACGCUAUGGCGCUGACCUUGUUUACGGCGAAGAGAUCAUUGAUAAGCGCAUCAUUUCGUCUAUUCGUGUGCCGAAUGAGGUCGUCAAUGCAGUGGAUUUUGUGAGUCGCAACGGUGACUCGGUAGUAUUCCGCACAUGUUCGGAAGAGUCCAAAAAAAUAGUUUUCCAGAUUGGAACAGCUGAUGCAGUAUUAGCGCUGAAGGCGGCGGAGAUGGUAGCACGUGACGUAGUGGCUGUGGAUAUAAACAUGGGCUGUCCUAAACACUUUUCAAUUCAAGGAGGAAUGGGAGCAGCCCUUUUAAAGAAACCAGAAGUGGCUUGUGAUAUUAUGAAAAGCCUGCGGCGAAAUCUAAAUAUCCCAGUGUCAUGUAAAAUUCGUCUUCUUUCAGAAACUCAAGACACGAUCGAUCUUGCGAAACGCUUAGAACAUGCAGGAGCUUGCGCGAUUGGUGUGCACAUGCGCCAGGUUCACGAACGCCCUCGUGACAAGGCGAGCUGGGAUAGGUUGGCGCCCAUUGUAUCGGCGUUAUCUGUUCCAGUGCUUGCAAACGGCGAUGUCUUUGCGUAUGAAGAUAUGAAAAAGCUUCGAGCAAUUUCCGGCGUAUCUUCUUUCCUCAUUGCUCGCGGAGCAUUAGCAAACGCGUCUAUAUUUCGAGAAAAUGGCCGGUUGCCUGUUGAUCAAGUAGUGCGCGAGUAUCUGAUGGCCGCUGCAGAGGUAGACAAUGUAUUUCAAAACACCAAAUACAACGUGAUGCGAAUGAUUCCAAAUUCGCACGCAGACGCAUACGCCAGCGAAAACAAUUAUGGGUAUGGAAAGAAUGCCCGUGUUGUGACUGUUUCUGAACUGGCUGCGACAAAGAAUCCCUUGCAAAUGUACUCGCUGUGGGAUUUGCAAAAUUGCUAUCUCCAGUGUCAGGAUCAGUUUCGUGUCAAAGCGGCUGCAGUGAAAGAGAAGGAAAAUUUACAGGACCAGAUUCUCCGAAAUUCAGCCAUAUCGCCGCCAACGGAAAAUCAUCACGGCAAUGACUCGAAAGAUAUUGAGUUUCAUGACAAUCUCAUGAGCAAACCUGAACUUUACUGCGUGGCCUGUAAAAAGCAGCUGCUUAGUGAGCAGGACGUCAAAUUGCACUUGAAAGGUCGAAAGCACAAAAAAGUGUUGAGUCGUCAAGCUUCCGCCACCUUUUCAAAGGUAUAUGCGAAAACGCAGCUGGAGCAAAACCUUCCGACAAGUGACGCAACUCAAUCGAGCAACACUGACAGUGGCGGAAUGGAAUUUCGACAAUGCGAAGAAGAAAGCAAGCGUGAUUUCAAACGCAGUAAACUUGAGGACUCUGUUACAAUAGCAUAG